AUGAAGGAAAGUUUGCGAGAAUUUCCAGCAACAACUUGGAAUGACGUGUACAACAAAUACAACACAAAGCAUCGGAUAGAAGAAGACAGGGUUGCACAACCAAUGUUUGAUGAAAGAGCAGGGCCAAGACAUUCAGAAUCAGGAAAAAGGACCGGAAAAAACAAGUACGAGCAUUAUAUGGGUCCUGCAGGAGGUGACAACUCCAGCACACAUGUUAGAGUCGGAGAUUACAGUUUUAAUGUCAGUAUCUCCGAGUUGGUAGCCGUUUUAAAAGGUAUGGGAGAUAAGGUACGGUGGCCUAAAGAAAUGAGAUCAGACCCAAGGAAAAGAAAUCCAGAUCAUUGGUUUGAAUUUCACAAUGAUCAUGGCCAUAGAAUAGCAGAUUACUGGUUACUACAAGGAGAGGUCGAGAAUUUAUUGAAGCAAGGCUAUCUAACUGACCUGUUCAGCGAGAAAGGUAGACAAUCAUAUAUGAAGAACAAACAAGAACCCCCAAAACCCAUAUCUCCAGAAACAACUGUUAACGUAAUAACCGGGGGAGAUGAGGUCAAUGGUGUGACUUAUACAGCUACAAAAAAGACGUCAAAAGUCACAGUCACUCAUGGGAAGCGAAUACGCCAAGCCUUGGAAGGAGAGAGUAUAACAUUUGAUGACGAGGAUGUGGACGACUUGAUGAUUCCUCACAAUGACGCACUUGAAUUAGUCAGACAAUUUCAAUCAUGGAAGGUUGUCCAAAUACCCAGGGAGGAGAAUGCUGAGGCAGAUGCAUUGGCCAAUCUCACGUCUGUUACGGAGAUGACAAAUCCAGAAAAUGCUAUUAUGACACCACUUCUAGAAGAAAUUGGAGGGCUUGCGGGAUUGACUUGGGACAACCCCGAGUUAUCGGUGCCUGAGAACCGUACUGGUAAAGGGUUUUUAAAGAUGUUGGGGCUGGAGAAAAAUACUGACCUUGAUGGCCGGCCCACAGAGUAUCUUGACAUUCCGCCAGAAGAGUCCUACACAGAUCUCCUACUUUAG
Messenger RNA from Nicotiana tabacum (common tobacco), 1017 nucleotides. The record is from RefSeq and is a predicted model, not a curated record. NCBI's taxonomy places the organism in Eukaryota, Viridiplantae, Streptophyta, Magnoliopsida, Solanales, Solanaceae.